Molecule: messenger RNA, 7152 nt
Organism: Spirometra erinaceieuropaei
Lineage: Eukaryota; Metazoa; Platyhelminthes; Cestoda; Diphyllobothriidea; Diphyllobothriidae
Source: the annotation of a GenBank genome assembly
AUGGCGAUUAAAUUCGGUGAGCGGCCUGUCUGGCGGUCAACAUCCGACACCAUCAACAGCAAGGUGUUUAUUGCAAUUGUCAAGGAUGCUUUCGGCUACAACGGCAUAAGUCGGCGCCGAAUGGAUACUGUAAUUUUGCACGACAAUGCACCCUUCCACUGCUCUAACGAGGUAAGAAAGUGAUGUCGCUUGCAAAUAUAAUCUAACAUUUCAGAUAACAACCACCCUCUCCACAAUUGGCCUUCAAUCUAUUUUCAUCGUGGCCAACAGUCCCGAUUUGAAUCCUAUCAAAAAUCCUUUUGGAAUAGUCAUAAGAAAUUGGGACAAAGCUAAGAAGACUCUUUCAAUGCAGGACAAAUUGGAUUUCAUACUCAAAACUUACAUUUUACAAUCCAGCAUAGAUAACCUCGUCAUGUCUACAGACUUACAGACCUUCUGCAGUUAUUCAUUCAAAUGGACAAUCAACAAAGUACUGAUGUUUUGUAGCUGUUUCUGUCCUUAAUUAUUUUUGCCCUUUUAUGCGCCCUCCUCCUUUAUACACCCACAUACGAAGCCCAUUAUUAGUUUGGUUGUAAUAUAGGCGUUUCUCGAAAAUGUGACUUUUGUCGGAAAUUAUUUAUUUUUAUCUCAGUAAAUAAUAUUUUCUAAAUUAAAAUUUGCUUUAUUUCUUUGACAUAUCUUUUAUUUUCCGCUAUCAGAUUUUGUGAGAACUAGUGUUUACCGAUUCUGCGUUAAAGUCGUUCACCUGUGUUAAUUCAUGACAUUUCAUGAGUUAGCACAGGUACUGUUUAUAUAUCAUGGCACGUUCCCGUUUACCAAUGUUUCUAGUGAAGUGUACAACACGGCCCGUGCCCAUUGCAGAAUUUUAUUAUGUCUAUACAGUGUCUUCUGUAAAGCAUAUUGAAAUAUAUGAUUUUCCUUACGCGCAACGCAUGGAGCUUGUAGACCUAAAUCUGUAAACGCUAAUUCAACGACUAUUGAGGCUCAUAAUUAUUCGGGAAGCGGGAAACUUUUUCAAAACCUUCAAAAAGGCUUUUUCAGGUAUAAUAUAUGAAGUGUGAUUUUCCACCAAACAAUUAAAAGAAUGCAUAGAGUUGUGCAUGAUUUCUAUAAAAUAUAUUUUAAUUUGUGUGAUCAUCCAAACUAGGUAAAAAAAAUCAAUGUUAUUUAGGAAGUCAUUUUUAACCGAGUUCAGUUUCUGCAAGAUAUCAGGAAGAAUUCCUUUUAAAAGCCGACAUUAUGGAGCGUCCGAUAUAUUACAGUAUUACGCUACAUGAUAAUUAAUAUUACAACGCCACCUUAUUAAUCCUUCCUAGGGGAAAACGCACUUCAGAAUUUCGGCCAACAUAUCGUGAGAUCCCUCACGCACUGUCUAUUUUUAAUCAAAUACUCAUGAGCCCGCCAUACGGUCAGGAGAGGAGAGGGUGGUCUCUCCAUGUGCCAACUCUUGGCCAGAGGUCUUUAUGUUUAACAGCAUGCUGCCCACAAACACAGCCCUGUAAUUUUGAUGGUAAAAUGGGUGAAAGCUGGAAGCUAUGUUACACUACCAUAAAAUUACUGCUUAAAGGGGGAACUUCCAGAGCUUGAUCUAGCGGCCAGCAAGAUGAAUAGGUGAUUAAAGGUGAGAUCACGGGCAGAUGUGUGAGCAUCGACAUUUUCUACCCAACCAUCAAAGUUGCUGGACCAAAACCAGACCAUUAAUUAGCUCGGGCAGUAAGGAUGUUAUAUCCAUUCAUUAACGCAAGUGGUACAUUUCGUUGAUCUAUCACUCGACACUACAAAUGCUCUUCCUGGCGAGCUUAGUCAAGAAGCGGUAUGGUAAUCUAUGCAGGGCAUUAACUCCUAUCUUCACUUUGGGUUUUGAUAGGAGAGCUUUAAAAUCCUGAUUAACCUCUGGUCCUUCAAAGGAGUGUGCGUAAAUAUGAGAUGAUUAGAACUUUAUUAGCAUCCAGUAAUCUUCAGUUAAAACAAUGCCUAUUAGACAGAUCCCGUGCGCGGCAUGUGUGUUUAAACCAUACGUUGUGUUCAUGAACAAAUUACUACAGAAAAAUGUCAUUUGUUCUCAGAAAUAAAACAGGAUAUCUGAAGGUUUUUAUGUAAUUUUUACUCAGGCCUAACAACUUCUCAUUUUCCCUAUCGACGCCGGGUGAAUGUAAAUGUGAGCAUCAAAUCUCCAGCAAAAUCAAGAUAGCCUUAAGAGGGCCAUUUCUUUUUUAUUUUUCUUUGACUCAUUUUCCGAAAAAAAAACUCUUCAAAAGUCUGUGUGUCUCGAGUUUUGCCGCAUUUCUUAACCAGUUAACUGUAAACGCUUGUUUCGACUGACUUUUUAAUAACUUCAACCAGAAAUCAGUAAGCGUAAUCUUGAUGCUGCGCAGCGGGAACUCUUAUUGUUGGGUCCUUGUGGCCAUAUCUUUGAGGCCCUUUUGACUGACUUCUUUAAUUGCUUGCCAGUAAUGGGACAUUUAUCUGUAUUUAAAGGGACCGCACUUACGACCACAGUCAAACAAAACCUGCUUUUUUUAAUACGGCAUACCGAAGGAAACAUAAGUCGCGAUUAAUGCAGCAAGAGGCCAUAAUCGGCCGAUUUUAUUCCUUAAAUUCCACUCAUGACAUGUUUCAACUACAGAAUGCAAUAUGGCAGUCCUUUUCACCUUGGAUUUACUAUCUAAACACAUUCCAACUCUUGGUAUCAUAAACAUUUUAAUGAACAACUGAAGAGAGAUGUCAACCUCGACAGGAGAGACUGGAGUUUACCGCUCCGUCUUAUUUGUGUCACUCAUCAAAGAACCUUGCCGAACGACCCACAAAACCACCCCAUACUGACCACCGAAAAGAAAGCGUUUUUGCUCAAAGUCCCUUUCAAAGGAGACGCUGCAAGUAAACUCCCAAAAGGACCCCUUAACUAGGCUGUCUCGGGAACCUUCCCAGCAGCAAGGGUUCGCAUAUCAUUUUUUACCAACCCUAUUUUACGCGGAAAAGGCAAGGAUAAGCUGUCACCCGGGACGACCUCAAUGUGCAUCUAUUCAUUGGAGCGGGUUAUAUUGGUUGUACGAGUCGGCACCUUUCCAAAAGAAUAUAAAAACACCUUCCCGCAUCUUUGGCAAAAUGUGAAACUAGGAGAAUAGACAGCGCCAUCCUUGCACAUGCAGUAGAUUCAGGGCAUCAUGUGAAUCCCGCUGAAGCAUUUCGUGUGAUUUAUAAGAUCCUCUCUAGCUACCCUAAGCCACUGGGCCAUCGCUUGUUAGAAACGGCAGAAGCAGCCGCCGACUCUAUGCUCCCAAAGAACCUCGUUCAUGCUCCGUGCUUAUCGUGGUCAAAAGUUUAGUAACCACAUAUAAUAUUUUGUGCCCUUCCGCUUAUGCCUAGCCUGUAUUUUAAAAACUUUUAUUGACUUUUUCACUCACUGUACUCCGUCCCAUAUAACUGUACUGGCCUGACGAGAAGUUAUCGAAAUCAACGUUUACUCGCCACUUUCUCUUCUGAAUAUGACUAUGGAGAUUUUCACCACUCUAAAAGAAAAGCUGGCCUCUAUUACAAUGGUGGCCGGUCAACAGAGAAAAGUAGGCUCUCAUAGGGCAGGAGUGCCAUAAAGGCAAUAGUGAGAAGAAACCAUCACAGUCGGGAGGAAGAUGCAAUUGUUGGAACAUAAUGUAUCUUGGCCUGACGUAUCGGGCUCCAACUUGAACCCAUCUGGACAGACGGUCAUAGACAACGGUAAUGGAGGCAAAUAGAACGAAGUAUUUAUUAAAUGCCCUUCCCCUCCUAGUACAUUAUUGCAAUAACUCGCAACACCCGGCUACAUCGCCGAGGGUCGUUCUUCGUGCGAUGAUCACAGUCAAAACAAACAUGCUGCAGUUAAUAUUUUUGCUCAUUUGCCGCCAAAAUUGUUUAUGUACUAUAGACACUGCAUCGUUACUAUCUAUUAGGGAACGUCGGCAAAUGUCGCCGUCGACAUGAAAAAGACGGGUGCAUUGGACUGAGGAUCACGUCAUCUUGACUUAUUGAUGGAACGAGGUGGUCUUUGGCAAUGAAAACAAUCUGUCCGUAUAAACGAAGAGGCGAGUUCCGGGAAGCAUUCGUGAAGAAGGAGACACGAUCGCUGGGACAAGAGCUUUAGUAGCCUGACGUUUCGGGCCCUGCUCGAACCCAUCAUCGGAGACAAAUGCAGAAAGUCCCUGUAGAUUUUGUAUGCCGUUGGAACAAUUAUGCGUACGCAGUCGCAUACCUGCAGUGGACGAUCAUGUGGAUUUCAUAGCUCCUUGGUCUAUGGGGCUUUGGUUUCGAGCAUGAGCAGAGAUGUCAUCAUCAGUACAGGGAGGAGACACCAUCGGCCGCCAUCUUUCUCCUUAUUCUGUCUUUAGCCACCAGAGGCAUCCGUGCAAGUAACAUGCAACAGAGGGUUCACGAGUGUAGUUGACACAAACAAGGACCCGUCAAGACAUGAUCAAACGAAUCAUCAAACGAGGUGUGCUCUUGUGAACGAUCAGCGUUAACUCGUGGUUGGGCAGAAAAACAGGGAAUCUGUUCAAUGCUGGUGAAACAGUAAGGAAAUGCACAAAUGUUGCCUUUUUGUCUGCAAACAAGCUGCCAAAAGGAUAAAAUGGUUUCCCCGUACUCACCUGAUCAUGCUUGCAUGACGCAACAGAUUACUUAGAUGAUUUGCUUGAUAAACCGAUUUGCAGACGAUCCGCAAUUUGGCAUGUGAUCGAGGAGUAAGACAAAUUCAAACAUUAAAACAGAAUAGUGAUAUUUCCUCUUUGGUCUCCUUAACCUGCCAAAUGUUUCGAAGAAAUUGAAAUUUUGCAACGCGGAUAACCUUACUUAGGGACGGACGGAAAUGCCUUUCUACGGUAACGUAUGGAAAUAUUGACAGUUCGAACUACUACUUCUACCAGGAACUGCGCAUUCAGUCGCAUAUCUGCAACACUCGGUCAUGUGAGUCUGGUAGUUUGACGAUGUAUGUGGGGCGUAGAAGUCGCAUUCUACACGAAAGUCAGAAUGCUCACACAUGCUUUUUAAAAAUCUCUAGUUUACUGCUGGCUUCCGUGAGUCAGUAGAUCGGUGGACGAAUUUUACCGCUAACUUCUAUCAUAGGCCCUUUGAAAACCCGUGGCAAUUGCUGCACAUAUUGCCACAGUCGUGCUUGCAACUCGAAGGAUCAAAUAAAGAAGGAUAUUCGGAAUGCCCGAAAUGCCUUAAGCAAAUCACAAGUAGAAAAUUUACUUAAUGACAUCGUUAGAAGUGCUUCUCAGCUUCUAAAGCGAAGUGGAUAGCUUAUGCGUAGAAUGAAGUCAGGACUGCCGUGCCUAAUACAUCGUCACAGGUUUCGAGGUUUUCUGACGGCAUGACUGUUGUCUGUUCUCAGUAUGCACCCCAAAUACAGCGGCCUCUUGCGAAUCAGAGCACUCCAUGACAAGUCAGGCCUCCCUCAUCGACAACUGCCGCCACUAUGCCCGGUUAGGAUCUUCAGCACCAGAUUAUCAUAACGAAAAUACGCACCUUAGACUUUGGCGCACGAGAUGAUUGGUGGGAGUACCUAGACUCAAAAAAGCCUCUUCUAUCUGAAAUUUGUUUAAACCGCAUGGCUGCAAGCAAUAGCACACAUUGAGCAAAACAAAAUCAGUUACUCAGUUCUCCCCUUCUCAAAGUUACAUGUGGCCUAGAAAAGCAGCAGGACUCAUCCUUUGCAUUUCCGCGCUGACUGUCUGCAUCGUCUGGCGUCUCAGUUUUAUCUGGUUACAGCAUUGUGCUGGAAAUAAUGUUGAGACGAUUAUGUUUGAUUAUACUCCUCCGACUGAAAAAAGGUCACCAAAGCCCGACGUGCUAUUCAGACAGGCUCGUUCAACCGUCAACGAACUCUGGAGACUGACUAAUGCCCACUUCCCCACACGCAACUAGACAUCUCCAUCAAUAACCCACUUAAACACUCUCCUAUUUCAUGCUACACUUCAGCUCACGGCGAGACUGGAUCUGCUCGACAAACUCAGUGGUCGGCGUGAGAGUAGACGUCGACACGUGGAUGCACUGAGCUCAGAACUGCGAAACCAAAUUUCGAGGAUACAGAAUCCUCCCGACUGCAGUCAGUCGCGCUUCGCUCUGGCAGAACUACGUUAUAGUUGCGGAUUUGGAUGUUCUGCUCAUCACAUGGUUCUGAAGUUUUCAUUUGCCUUCGCAACUAAUCGCACUCUGCUGCUGCAGUACAAUGACUGGAAGGACAUCUUUCUGCCGUUCUCUAACUGCUCGUCGAAACAGGCCGAAGGACUGCCGAAUGUCCCUCGUCUAGAAAACGGACUUCCGAAUAUAAGCACACGCUAUUAUGCCCCUGCUAUGCCAAGGCAGUGGUCCGGUAAACUAGGUACGACAUUGGGUGAUCCCUUUCCGUGGUACCGUGGUCAUCUGUUGAAGUACAUGCUUCGUCCAAAAGAUCUGGCCGUGCGCCGUGAACUUGAAAUGGAGUUGCAGGGUAUGAAGAAGAUUUCAGAUACCCAAACAUACGACGGACCAAUCGCCAGCAUACACAUUCGUCGAACCGAUAAAGUCGGUACUGAGGCAGCAAGUCAUGCAGUAGAGGAGUAUAUGUUUCACGUUGAACGUUUCUUUGAAUUAAAGGAGAGGGAAUAUGGCUUGGAAACUGGCAGUAGGAGACCACCGUCGUGGUCCCGGCGAUGACGCGUCUUCUUGGCUUCUGAUGAUGCAUCCGUUUUCCAGGAGGCCAGAUCCAAAUACCCCAGAUAUGAAUUUAUUGGUCGACAGAGAAAUGGAAGUGCAUAUAAGAAUCGUUGGUCUACCGCAGGUGUGCACGCCAUCCUCGCUGAUCUGCAUCUUUUGGUGUCGGCCGACUUCCUCGUCUGUACCGGCAGCUCCAAUGUUUGCAGGCUUGCCUACGAACUCCUCUCGGCAAAGUCCCCGAUUUAUGGUGAUGCUGCAUUCCAGAUGCAGUCAGUGGAUCAGAUGUACCAAUGCAUCCAUUCGCAAAGACGCUGGUGGAGAGCCAUUGCAGACUUCAGGGAGGAGGGCGUCAAGUUGGCUGACCACGUGUCAAUCUCAUCAACAAAGUGGGACGGCUAUGUCCAGACGGCCUGGACACUGUACAGAACUCGUGAGGGUGCACUACCCGCUUAUCUAUUUGAAGAGAUUGUUCAGCCUAGCUAA